Messenger RNA from Salvia splendens (bonfire salvia), 5374 nucleotides. RefSeq names its product putative disease resistance protein RGA3. Lineage: Eukaryota; Viridiplantae; Streptophyta; Magnoliopsida; Lamiales; Lamiaceae. Bases 160 to 3459 code for a protein of 1099 amino acids. The record is from RefSeq and is a predicted model, not a curated record. The transcript has 6 exons. Gene Ontology annotation, molecular function: ADP binding.
ACUAGCUUUAGCUUUUCAAUAAUUGAUGCCCUGCUAAGAUAAUCUUGUUUUGCUACCCCAAACUCUAAUUCUCAACAUUUGAAAUUAAUCAGAGAGAUUGAGAGAGCAAUUUCAUUACCAUACGAUUGAAUUCUGCAGCAAAUAUCUCUUUGUAAAGCCAUGGAAGGGGUGUCUUCAGCGGCCAUCGAAGUUCUUAUCCAAAACCUGAUCAACGUUUUUAAAGAUGAGUACUCUCUAUUUCGAGGUUUCGAAGAAGAUGCCCAACAGCUGCAGAGGACUUUGGAGACGAUUCAAGCCUACUUGAAUGAUGCUGAGAAGAAAUCCAUCACACAAGAUGCUGUCAAGAUCUGGUUGAGGGAGCUUGAAGCCGUGGCUUUCGAUGCUGACAAUGUCUUGGACGAAGUCAGCUAUCAUCUUCUCCACAAAAAAGUAAACAAGAUGAAAUCAUCAUCCAAGUAUAAGCUACUACUAUCACCCUUCUCAUCCUUUAAUGGCAUUUCACGUCGGCGUAAUAUGGCUCACAAAAUCAAACAAAUCAAUGCUAAUUUUGAGUCUAUAAAGAAAAGAGCAACAGAUCUUGGCAUUCAAAGCAUGGUUGUGAAUGCACCUGCUGCUGUUGUUGCUCAUACUUCCACUGAGACAGAUUCGUUCAGUCUUGAUCCAGUCUUUAUUGGAAGAGAUGAUGAUGUGCCUAAACUAGUUCACAUGCUUACCAACACCCACCCACGGGAAGAGAAACGGAGGUUCUCCAUUGUUGCUCUUGUGGGAAUGGGAGGUAUGGGGAAGACUACCUUGACUAGGAAUGUCUUUAAUCAUGAAAGUGUAAAGGCUCGAUUCGGAUCACUAAUUUGGGUUCAUGUUUCUCAAACUUUUGAUGCAAUUAGUCUUUUCAACAAAAUACUUUAUAAGGAGACUAAAAAGGCCAGUGAUGGAGUUGAGAGCAGAGAUGAUAUCCUAGAAAAGCUUCAAGAAGCUCUCAAGGGUAAAAAUUUUCUCCUUGUUCUUGAUGAUGUAUGGAAUGAUGAUGUUUCGAAAUGGGAAGACUUUAUUAACUCCAUACUUGGAGUUACUUCUACCAACGGAAAUGGCAUUAUCAUCACCACCAGAAGUGAAAAAGUUGCUUCUAUUGUUAAUCCAUUUCAUCUUCAUCAUUUGAAAGGCUUAUCAGAUGAAGAUUGCUGGUCCAUAAUCAAAGUCAAAACUUUUGAUGAAAAUGGUGAAGUUCCAUCGCGAUUUGAGAUGAUUGGAAGAAAGAUUGCCAAAAGAUGUCAGGGUAUGCCCUUAGCUGCCAAUGUAGUUGGGGGAGUGCUUCGCCGUAAGUCUGAAGAAGAGUGGCACUUCAUCAGUGAAAAUUGGUUUUCAGAUGCUAAAGGAGGUGAAAAUAUCUCAAAAAUAUUGAAAUUGAGCUAUGAUCACCUCUCUUCACCAUCGCUCAAGAAGUGUUUCACGUUUUGUUCGAUUUUCCCCAAAGGUCGGAAAAUCAAGAAGGAGGAGUUGAUUGAACUAUGGAUGGGAGAAGAGUUUCUUCAACCAAGCCGAAGAGAUUAUAUGGAGUUCGUGGGCAACAUGUUUUUUAAUGUGCUUCUACAGAACUCUUUGUUGCAAGUUGCAACGAAAGAUGAUUAUGGAAAUGUGGAAAGUUGUGUGAUGCAUGAUCUUGUGCAUGAUCUUGCAUCUUCUGUCAUAUCCAAUAAUGCAGAUGGCAGUAUUGUAGCUCGAUACAAGUUUUUUGAAGAAGAAUCAAGUCCUAUUCCAAAAGAUGUGGCCAAGCAUAUGCGUACAUUAUUCUUGAAAGGUGGAAUUCCCGGUACUAUAUUCUCAAACUUUGAAUGUCUGCAUAAUCUGACUCUUUCUGGUGAUUAUAAAGAGUUGCCCAAUUCAAUUAGGGAGUUGGUACAUUUGAGAAAUCUGAAUAUUUAUUGGACAGAAAUUGUAAACUUGCCGAAAUGGGUUGGUAAACUCCAUCACUUGCAAACAUUAAGAGCACACUGGGAGUUAGAGAAACUGCCAAGUACGUUGAAGUACAUGUUUAACUUAAGGCAUCUUCAUAUCGAUUCUAAUACAAAGUUGCCAGCAGAGAUUGGGAGAUUAACUAGUCUCCAAACACUACCUUACUUCACAGUAGGCAAAGAGAAGGGCUACCAAAUUGAAGAGCUUGGAAGUUUGAAGAAUCUCAAAGGAAAACUAGUAAUUCGUAAUCUGGAGGAGGUGCGUGAUAAGGAAGAGGCUCUGAAAGCAGAUAUAUUUCAGAAACCAAACUUAUUUGAUUUGGCGUAUACGUGGAGUGAUGGUAGAGAAGAUGGAACAAAUGAUGAGAGUGUGUUGGAAGGCCUCCAACCUCAUGCAAAUCUGAAGAAGUUGAUGAUUUCAGGAUUCAAAGGCAAAAGACUUCCAACAUGGGCAGAGAAGAUGGAAGUACGUGAUGGGCCUCACGGAUCUUGGGUACCACAAGACAACUUGAUUGAAAUAACACUCUUUGGGUGCUCAGAAAUUGAGGAAAUUCCAAAGCUGGAGCACUUGCCUAAUCUCAAGACUCUUUGGUUGAAAGGAUUGAAUAAGGUGAGGUAUAUAAAUACUUCAUUCAAUCAUUUAACGUCACUCCGAUUAGAAAAGUUAGAUAGAUUGGAAUGUGUGGCAGAAUGGUUAUUCUUUAAGAAUCAGGAUCUCAAAUAUUUGAGAUUAUCAGGAUGUCCUUUGUUGAGGGAAUUACCAGAUGGCGUUGACACCCUCAAUUCUCUGGAGUAUUUAUCAAUUUGGAAUUGUGAGAAUCUGAAGUCGAUUGGGAAUCCAAGUUGCGGAGCAAGACAAUCACAGGGGAUCUUCCAUUGGCUGAACAUUGUAGACUGCGGAGAGCUGAUGGAAUUGCCGUGUCAAAUGCUAGAGUGGUGGGCCCCUACAAUUUCGUGUCUUGAAUUGAGAGGAUUAAGGAGGCUAAAGAAUCUACCAAGGCUAAUUGACUGCCUCGCUAAAUCAUCUACUCGUCUCAGUAUAUUAAAAAUCGUAGGUGUUCCUAAAUUGAUGGCUGCUAGUACUGGUAGUGUUGAGAGUUGGGAUCUUAGCAGCUUGAAAGUAUUAUAUAUAGAUGUGAGUGUGGAGUGGUCAAGAGAGGAUAGUGUUGGCAUUGCAGAGACUGUGGAAGGAAUGUUGCAGAGAUGCUGCAACUCACUUACUCGCUUACAAUUGAAGGGGGUGGAAAAUUGGGAGUGGCUGCCCCAAUCCAUUCAAAAUCUCACUCUUCUUUGGAGCUUAGAGUUGGGGAAUAUAGGAGUAGAAGAAUUGGCCCAAUGGUUGGGCAACCUCUCAUCUCUGACAGAGUUACAUCUACAGAAUUGCAACAAGUUGAAGCGUCUGCCCUCUAUGGAUGCAUUGAAGCACCUCAUCAUUAAUGAUUGCCCAGAACUACAUAUUGAUUCGGAGUGGCGCAACCACCAUCCGCAUCUCAAAAUCAUCAAGGUUUGAAUGUUUGUUGCAAGUACAGUUUGUGCGAACUCAUGACUUCAGUAAGACAGAUGGGGUCGUCGUCAUCGUCUUCUUCGGUGUCCCGGUUACCAACGUGCUAAGGAAUUGAGGUCUGAAAUCUUCUAAAUGUUAAUGUUACCCAGCUCUGCUGGUUUGUGUUGUGCACCCUUUUCUUCAUUGUUUUCUUUCAUAAAUUUAUGGUUGAAUAUUUUUUUACUUUGAUUUAUGGAUCCAUUGGAGUACUUACUAUCAAAUUAAUAUGCAAUUGUAGUACUUUAAAUUCCUCUCGGAAUGACUUGAUAUUUGCAUAAUAGGCUGAGGAAUCGAAAACAUGACUACAUUGGAGGAGUAAAGUGCAUGAUGAUAUUUACACCUUUUUCUUCAUUGUUUUCUUUCAUAAAACUUUGAAAAUAUAGAGAAUCGUGGAAAAAUUCUUUUUUUGGUAAAGUAUGUUAAUUGAAUUCCAUUUUAAUGAAGAAGAUUAGAUUUAUUUCGAAUGGGGGAGUGACGCACAAGGGUUAUGCGUCGUUAUUAAUGAAACGCACAACCCUUAUGCGUCUUUGGUUAAUGACGCACAAGGGUUAUGCGUCGUUCAACGACGCAUAAGGGUUAUGCGUCUUACCCUAAUGACGUAUAACCCCUGUGCGUCACACUGCUUAGUAUUCCUGCCUGUCAUGCGGAUGACCCGGGUUCGAUCCCUGGCAACAGCGCAUUUUUUUAAGUGAUUAGUAUUUGAUAAAAAUGAGUUAUUCUAAUAUUUAAUAGUUGAAUGUCCUAAUUAGAUUCUACAAUUAAAGUAACACGUUUUGAGCUUCGAGUGUGCAUUAUCCUCCGUCCCAACUUUUAACACCCCAACCUCCUUCUUCUCAAUCCGAUCUCUGAUGUAGUGAAAUGUUUACUUCUUUCGUGAAAAAUCUGGUGCUUUGCCAAGCAUAUGUCACUGCUACUAUCGCACAACACUCUCACUUACUGGCUUAAAGUUGAAGGGGGUGGAAAAUAGGGAGUGGCUGCCCCAAUCCAUUCAAAAUCUCACUGCUCUUUUGUGGUUAAGGUUAGAGGAUAUAGGAGUAGAAGAAUUGCCCCAAUGGUUGGGGAAUCUCUCAUCUCUAAGAUAUUAUUUCUACGGAAUUGCAACAAGUUGAAGCGUCUGCCCUCUAUGGAUGCCUUGAAGGAACUCGAUGUUAAUGAUUGCCCAGAACUACGUAUUGAUUCGGAGUGGCGCAACCACCAUCGCCAUCUGGAAAUCAGGGUUGAUGGCCAACCCGUUUAAAUGUUGUUGCAAAUCGCCUGCGGUUGGUUUUGCAUGUAUUUCCAAAACUACCAAAUUGUCGCAGCCACCAUCCCCAUCUGAAAAUCAAGGUUGAUGACCAACCCGUUUAAAUGUUGUUGCAAUUCCAGCCGACGAGCUUAAAAAGUCACGGCCUCGGAAUAACUUGAUAUUGAUAGAAAUCCAUGGGUUACAUCCUAAAACCAAUUGGUGAUAGGAGGAGGGGCCCAUGAGACUUAUAUACUAGUUUCAGUUUUCUCUUGACACCGAUGUGAGACAAUUAUAUAUUAUAUUUUAGUUUCAAUUGCCAAGUUAUAUGUUAUAUUUUUAGUUUCAAUUGCCAACAGAUAUUCCCAUAGGACUUGUGAAACAGGCAAAGAAAUCAAACAUAGGAUUCCGUUGGAGGUUGAGAUUGAAGCUAAGAACAGGGUUCGGACAGAGUCAGAAAAGAAGAUUGAAGUCGUAGGAUUUCUCCAUAGACUACUUUUACGUAGUACCAACUCCAUAACGUGCCAUGAUGGUCUUCGCAUCAAACACUCCAUGAUCUCAAUGGCUUUGUAUUAUUGGUUGGUUUUUAUGUUGUUCCAAUCCCACAUGAAUCUAGACGAAUUUUAUGGACAAACUCUAAUUCAUCUUCGUUAUUCAUUA